GGCCGGAGUAACUGGAGUAAAUACAUAUACGUUCGUAAACUCUUAUCAACGAUAAAAAAUAGAACGAAGGUAUUUUGCUAUUAAUAGACACAAACAGUAUCACUGCGAUAUAUACCGUUCACGGAGAGACAGCUCUCUCAAAUUCUAAUUAAUGAUGGCAUCGGCAAAUAAACAGGGACCAAAGCAAGAAAUCAUCACUGAAGUUAAGACAGCUGAUAACCUGAAGAUCGAGGACUGCGACUAUGUACGGUUUACCAUGAUUGACUUCCAUGGCAUUGGGCGAAGCAAACUCGUUCCAAAGUAUAAUGUUGCAAAGUACAUGAAGAACGGCAUCGCCUACUGUUCGUUUAUAAGUGUUGCUAGCGUCACAAAUACGCAGAUAACGAUGAUACCCGAGAUUGUAAACACUGAGAAAAACUUCUUAGUUGUUGCUGAUCCGACGACGUUCCAUUCCGUGCCAUGGGCGGGCCAGGGCAAGGUUAAGAUUGGAGAAGUGUUAUGUAAUUCUUAUUGGGCGAAAGACGAACCGGCGCUUAAUAUCGACACGAGGGCAAUAUGUCAGAAGCAACUGUCAAAGCUGGACAGUUUGGGGUAUGAGUUCAUGUCAACCUCCGAGAUGGAGUUUCAAGUUUUUAAGCAAAACGGCGAGCCAGUCUAUGAAGGAAGGGACUACAUGAUCAAUGUUCGUACUACUGAAACGGAGGAUAUAUGGCUGACAAUCGAUCAGUACAUGCAAAGGAUGGGAGUUCCCAGUGAGUAUUUUGAAGUGGAGUUUGGUAGAGGGCAAUUUGAAUACGCUCUUAUUCCUCAGAUGGGUAUCAAAGCCGUUGAUAAUAUGUUUCUCUUUAAAAAUGGGGUCAAAGAGAUCAUGAUACAGAAAGAUUUAAUCGCAUCGUUCAUGACCAAACCUCAUAACGUAAUAGACAUGUACCAGCACGUAAAUGGCCUCCAUAUGAAUCAUUCCGUGUGGACGAAGGAUGGUCGAAACGCUCUUCAUGACUCCAAGGCCGACGAUAAUCUUUCUGAGAUCGCCAAAUACUGGUUAGCUGGUAACAUCAAGCAUAUGGCCGCUCUGACUGCUCUCUGCGCCCCUACUGUUAACUGCUAUCGCAGAUUGCAUACCGCCGGAGUCCCCAACAACGCCAAUUGGGGAAUAGAGAACCGACUUACAUCGAUACGAGUGAAGAACUACGAUGAAAAAGCGACGUAUUUUGAGCAUCGUCUACCUUGUGGCUCGACAAAUCCUUACCUUGCUAUUGCGGGUAUUGUGGCCGCUGGGAUCGAUGGAAUCGUGAAUAACCUUGAGUGCCCUCCUCAACUCGAAGGCGAUUCUCUCCCGAUGACUCUAACAGAUGCUAUUAAGGCUCUAAAGGCAGACAAGUACAUGGUCGACGCACUCGGUGAAGAUUUCGUUAAUUGGUGGUCCCAGUGUAAGGAGGAAACUGAAAUAAAUUUCUUACCCGGGACGCGACACGAAGAUGAUGCCACCUACGAAAAAGAACGCUAUCUCUACUUGAAUUUGCUGUAGGGCCAAGACAUUGAAAUCGCGACUGACAUUUAUACUUAUAAACACGGACCUCAGCCAGGUUCCUCCUGGCUAGGCAUAUACGCUUUUAAAAGCACGAUAUAUAAUUAUGCCCCUUUACAAUAAAGAGGCAAUAUAGAUAACAAUUAAUACUAAAUAAUAUUUAACUUACCCUUAAUCUAACACGCAUAAGAGGCGCUUGGUUGAAUAAGACAGGCCAGUACGGGACGGGAAUAAUCCUUGAUAACGUUCUUUCCAAAAUGUAAACCCACAGAGGUUCAUCACAGAUUCUCAUUAACAUAAAAUGUACUUUACAGUACUGUUUAGUAAGUACUCAAUCUGAGUCAAUAAAAUUGUAAUGAAUUGUAAUUUAAAACAUAUUAUCCAGAGUGAGGAUUUAUCUCCACAAUACAGGAAUAAAACAGUACAUUGUUGCUCAUAUAUAUACAAG
Messenger RNA from Owenia fusiformis, 1976 nucleotides. The record is from the annotation of a GenBank genome assembly. Lineage: Eukaryota; Metazoa; Annelida; Polychaeta; Sabellida; Oweniidae.